GAGAGUUUACGAAACAAGACGCGACAGAUCGAGACGAGCUGAAAAGGUCUGGAAUCUAGUCAUCCCGAUGCGUUGACCUUUUUCCUGUUACGAUUCACAACGUGCCUGUCACAACGCAUUGCAGUUUGGCGCCAAAUUCAGUUUACUCGAAGCUGCAAAAAUGGCGAACAAUUUAUUCAUCGUGCUCGAGGAAAAUAUGGAAGAUGUCGAGGACUACCUUUUAUUACAUCGUGGUCACGCAAACAACGUUAAUCUUCAUUUAGAGCUUCCAUAUUUUAAAUAUGAACGUUUUAGCUUGGAAGAUAUGGCCGAAGAGGAGUGCUCUGUUGAAAUGCGUUUCAAAAAGCAGGACAUAUACAAUCUUGUGCAAGCCCUUCAACUGCCAGAAGUUUAUCGAUGCUACAAUGGUGUCAUUGUUGGCCCCGUUGAAGCGCUUUGUGUCUGCUUGAAGCGUUUCACGUAUCCCUGCCGGUACGCGGAUUUAGUCCCAAGAUUCGGAAGGCCUGUUCCGCAACUAUGCAUGAUCUUCAACUUGGUGGUUGAGGAUAUUUAUGACAGGUUUUCCAAUCUACUGAACGACCUGAACCAGCCAUGGCUCUCAAGAGAGAAUCUCCAGUCAUUUGCUGAUGCAAUACACAACAAAGGUGCUGCAUUGGACAACUGCUGGGGAUUUGUUGAUGGCACUGUCAGGCCUAUAUGCAGGCCAACCAGGAAUCAAAGAGCUGUCUACAAUGGGCACAAAAGGGUUCAUGCACUCAAGUUUCAGUCAGUUGUUGCUCCAAAUGGUAUGAUUGCAAACCUUUUUGGGCCCGUUGAAGGUAGAAGACAUGACAGCAGACUGCUUGUAAUGUCUGGUCUACUGGAGCAAUUAGAACAGCACUCGUUUUCCCCAGAUGGUGCAACUCUUUGCAUCUAUGGUGACCCUGCAUACCCGCAUCGUGUUCACCUCCAGCGCCCGUUUGCAAGAAGAGCAGCUCUCACACCUGACGAGCUUGCUUUUAAUCAAUCAAUGAGUCAUGUCAGAAUUUCUGUUGAGUGGGUGUUUGGAGACAUCAUCAACUCCUUCAAGUUUGUGGAUUUCAAGAAAAAUCUCAAGAUUGGCCUCAGUUCUGUUGGGAAAUUUUAUGCUGUCAGUGCAUUGUUAAGAAAUGCUUUAACCUGCUUGUAUGGCAACAGCACUGCAAAAUUCUUUGAAGUCGAGCCCCCAACACUAAAUGAGUAUUUCUUGUAGAUAUACUUGAUUCCACAGACUUGAAAACCAGAAAGGCACAAUAAACAGUUUUUUUAAAAACUACCACAUUGCCAGAGUUAUUAUGGCAUCCCAGUAACACCACACUCAAUAUUGCCACACAUGUUGCAUUAGAAUUCAACAAACCUUCUCUAUUAUAGUUUGCUGUUCUGUUUAUUAGCCACAUCUGUUUAUAAAUGCCCCCUUGAUGAUAGCUGCUCAAAAUUAAGCUUAGAGAGAAAAAUAAUCUACACCUGUGUAAAUUAUACUUAUGUUAAAAAAACAAAUGCCACCGUCAGGCCAACAUGCAGGUCAACCAGGAUCCCGUUUCCAAAAGAAAUCAGUAUAUAUAGCUUUUUGAUGAAAUCCUCUCACAUUGAGAAAUAAACAGUGUUUGAAAUAAUAGCUAAAUCAAUAUUGUUUAUAAUCCAAUCAUCAAUAGCUGGAUCAUUAAUAUGGUAAAAAUUAUUUCUCAACUGGAAAAGAUGUGUGCCAUUUUCGAAAAUAGAUGCAGUAAAAUGUCUAUGUGCAGCAGCAUUUAAUAAAAAAAAUCAAUUAAGUGUUCACUAAAGAGUGUUACUUCAAUUAAUAAAGCAAAAUGGAAUAACUACAACAAAAAAUGU
Messenger RNA from Rhopilema esculentum, 1851 nucleotides. RefSeq lists its product as uncharacterized. The record is from RefSeq and is a predicted model, not a curated record. NCBI's taxonomy places the organism in Eukaryota, Metazoa, Cnidaria, Scyphozoa, Rhizostomeae, Rhizostomatidae.